Molecule: messenger RNA, 927 nt
Organism: Parasteatoda tepidariorum (common house spider)
Lineage: Eukaryota; Metazoa; Arthropoda; Arachnida; Araneae; Theridiidae
Source: RefSeq, a predicted model, not a curated record
AUGGCUGAAAAUGAAGUGGUGGUCAGUUCCACACACCAAUACAAAAACAGCGGAACACCUUUAGUACCAUUUGAUCACGCUCAGUAUUUCUUGAUAGCUUUGACAAAUCCCACAGUACCUAAUACGUCAUUUAGCAGAGUUUCUCCAUUUUUGAUACAUAAGGCUCUUCUUUCUCUUCUAGGAGAAGUAGCCUCAGUUAAAAAAUUACGUUCAGGCGUUAUAUCACAGUCCGAAUUUAUCAAUGAUACCGAAGAAAAUAUUGUAGAGGAAUUGCGUGACCAACACGUUAUUGCUGUUCGAAGAAUAAAGAUUCGUCGAGAUGGUCAACUUAUCCCGACAAAACAUCUCAUUCUUACCUUUGCUACUCCAAACUUACCAUCUGCCAUCAAGCUUGCCUGGUAUAACUGCCCGGUUAGACCAUAUGUGCCAAAUCCUUUGAGAUGCUUCCAAUGUCAAAGGUUUGGACAUUCAAAGGCAUCUUGUCGAAGCAAGCCCAUCUGUGCCCGCUGCUCUAGCAGUGACCAUGCUGAUACAACCUGUGAGUUACAGCCCCACUGCGUCAACUGCAAUGGUGACCAUGCGGCCUACUCCAGGAAUUGUACAAAAUGUUCACAGGAAAAAGAGAUUCAGUCCGUCAAAGUUUUACAGAAUCUGACUUUCAAUGAGGCACGCCGAAUAGUAACCGCUCGAACCCCACACCCAGGCGUGUCCUAUUCUGCGGCUAUAAAGGUAACCAGAUGCUCUGUCAGUACUCAAACAGACCUUCCACCUUUGCCUUCUACAUCUCAUCAAGUUGAAAAUGCAGCUCAGAAAUCGAAAUUUAACUUUAAUGCACCAUCAAACAGAACAACAUCUCCUCCUCCUAAAAAUACUCAGAAAAAACCUCACCUUUCCCCAAGCAGCUCGUAUCAACAAAAAUACCCCUAA